AUGGCGGAGCAUCUCCGAUCCCUCGUCGCGGACGCACUGGACGCCAUUGCCCACCCAAGCCCCGAAGAUCCUAUUCUCGAGUGUUUUGACCAUGACUCCGCAGCACUUUGUGAAGCGCUAAAACAGCCAGAUCGCGCUCUUGAGCUUGCAGACGCGAAACUUCGCGUGUUCCCGUUCAAGGAUGUGAAAACCUGCUGGCGAAGGCUUUACACGGACGCCAGCAUCGCCAAAGUCUGUCGCAUGAUCUGCGAUCACUUUGGCUUCGCAUGCGACAGCACAGCUCUGAAAAAUGGUUCCGCAGUAGCAAAUGGCGCUGCUAUACCCUCAGCGUACAAUCAGACCGCAAGCAAAAUGCAGAAUGGAACUUACGGGCUCGCUGCAGACGCUCCGUGGCUGGUGUCCGCAAUCCACACCCUCGACAACGCACUGAUUAUGACGGGCGCUCCCCUUCGCGAGAGUCUGGUCGAAUCUCUCUUCUCUGCCCUACAGCUCGCGACGCGCACCCCUCUAGAUGCGAAGACGGCGCCGCACUUUCCUGAUAACUCCAGCGACUCAGAGCCUGACAAUCACUUCUCGAAGCGCAGAAAGCUCUCCCCUCCCCUCUUCCCGCCGGAUAUGGUGCCACCAAUGCACCUGAAACACCCCAUUCCCCGCGUCUCUGCGCCCUCUUUCGACGCGAUCGAGCACCACAUCCACCACGUUCGGACACCGUUAGUGAUCACCGACGCAGUAGACCACUGGCCCGCUCUGUCGACCCGGCCAUGGGCCUCGCGGGACUACUGGCUCGACCGCACCUUUGGCGGACGGAGGCUUGUUCCCGUGGAGGUAGGUAGGUCGUAUACGGACGAGGGAUGGGGCCAGCGGAUCAUGGAGUUUGGGAAAUUUGUCGACCGGUAUCUCUGGAGGGGAGAGACGGGGCGAUCGGACGGGAGUGCGGGUGAUAGCGACGAGGACGCUGGUCAGACUGGAUACAUGGCGCAGCAUGACCUACUUUCCCAAAUUCCCGCGCUACGGAAGGAUAUCUGCAUCCCUGAUUACUGCUACAUCGAGCCUCCUGGCCCCGAACCAGGAACGCCAGUCUACGUAAAAAAGCAGCGGGAACGAGAGGAGAAACUUGCAGCGAUGAAUGCACAUUCCGCACCGGCCAUUGGACACGAAGCGCAAACAGAGGGCAAAGCGAACAAUGAGCGAGGAACCCUCGGUGACGAAGAUUCGCUCCUGGGAGUCCCCAGCGACCCCAUCAUCAAUACCUGGAUCGGCCCUUCCUGGACAAUAUCUCCCCUCCACCACGACCCAUACCACAAUAUCUUGGUCCAAGUGGUCGGCGCGAAAUAUAUCCGUCUGUACCCACCGCACACUCCAGCCUCGCAGAUCUACCCGAAGGGCAUGGAGGCGGUCAAUUCCUCCUCUGCAGCCAACAUCGCACAUACCUCAUCGGACGCCGCUCAGCUGCAGGGGAAGGGAUCCGAGGCCAGAGUCGAGGCCCAGGCCCAGCUUAUCGACAUGUCGAACACUUCACAGGUCGAUUUGGCGGCCAUCGAGCUCUCCCCCGCCGAAUCCGAACAGUGGGAUGCAAUGUGGCCAGGUUUCCUGGAGGCAGAGUACGUAGAGACCAUGCUUAAGGAGGGAGAGUGCUUGUACAUUCCUGUAGGGUGGUGGCAUUAUGUCCGUGGCCUGAAGGCGGGGAUCAGUGUUAGUUUUUGGUGGGAAUAG
This is a messenger RNA of Aspergillus clavatus NRRL 1, 1713 nucleotides long. Its product is annotated as putative JmjC domain protein. The coding region runs from base 1 to 1713 and encodes 570 amino acids. NCBI's taxonomy places the organism in Eukaryota, Fungi, Ascomycota, Eurotiomycetes, Eurotiales, Aspergillaceae. The record is from RefSeq and is a predicted model, not a curated record. Gene Ontology annotation, molecular function: 2-oxoglutarate-dependent dioxygenase activity. The transcript has a single exon.